UACCAAUAAUUGGAACACGGGUUGGGUCGGGUUCUACGGGUUGUGUAAUCUAAAAUCCAAACCCAACCCAAAUGAGGCGGGUUGUACAAAAGAAAACCCUCACCCAACCCAAAACCUUCAAUUUAGCGACAAAUACGGGUGGGUUGGGUCGGGUUGGAAGGGUGGGUCGGUUUGCGGGUGUGUUUGUUCACCCCUGAUGCUUGCAUCCAUAAACUCUUGUACUUGACAACACUGUAUCUUCUGAUUUAUUGACUGUUGCACUACACUACACUACUCUACGCCAAAACGUUGCACCACAUCGAUACGCAAGAGCAAACAAAAGCUCGAUUCAAAUGUCGAGAAAUGUAAUUUAAACAGGAAAACAAACUUAGCAAAGAAUCUCAAGAUUUAUCCUUAUAUAUAUGUAUCAUAGAGGUGGUGGAGACUUUUUAUUUAUUUAUUUCAAUUCAAAGCAACAAUGCAAGAUGAAAACAUUGGUAUUAGAGAUUUUGUGCAGUUGACCAACCAUGUUGUCAUUACUAUUUUCUUAUAUUUCAGGAUCUGCUGAAAGAGAGACUACUUUCCCUUUCAAACUUAAAUAAUGGUCUGAUGUUGUUUACCGCUGUAUUGAUGAUCUCUCUUAUUUCCCUGCAUUUCUCUUCUCUUUUGUUUAAUCCGUUGUCCCAGAUUCCCAUCAUAUAUUUUCCCUUCUUUCUCACACCAGUGUUCCUUUCCCUUUCCCUUCGUCGAAAAGGUUGCUCCAGUGAGUGUGAGAACUGAAGCAAUCCCAUCUCAGUAUCUCACUCAUUCACUCUCCUCUCCAUCUCUCUAUAGCUGCAAAAAGCGAGCCACUAUGUCUUGUUGGGUUCACGGGAAGCUUUAACUUAACUUCCAAGUGACGUUUAUAGUUGCUCAUUAAAGGGCUGAAGAAAAAGAAAAGCACAGAACAACGCACCAGACUGGUAAAGCUUCCAUCUUUCUAUCUUCUUCUGCUUCUUUCUUUAGUUGGCUUUUGAUCUCGGUUUGUUUACUUCCUUCUACGGUGGGCUUUCUUAAUUUUAACAGACAAUUGGAGCUCCGGGAUUCGCGUUGGAAGUUUCUGCUCUGUUUUAUAGCAGAGAGAAGGGUUUUUGGGAGGGUUUUCUUCUUUAGUUUUUGUUUUGUUCAUAUCUGACGAGAAGCUUUCCUUCCUCUCCCCAUCUUUGGACCUUUCAGGUGGGGACGAAACUAAAGUUAAGGUCCUCCGGUUUUCGGUUUGACCAACUUUUUUUUUAAUCUCUCUCUCGGCUCUCCCUUUCUUCUUCUUCUUCUCCUCGUUCUGUGUUGCUUCAGUUUCUGUGCUGAGAAGCAAACUUUGCGGGUUUCUGUUUCCCAAUCCAAAGUAGUUAUUGGUUCUUGAGAUUUGAGUAAUUGGGUUUUCGAGGAUCGGUGAUAUAGAAAAAUUGGGUUUUCGUUGAAUUCAGUUUGCUUCAUUUGCAAAGCUUCGUGCUUUUUGGGGAAUUGAACAAAGCAAGCUUCUUUUGCUGCUGGGUUUCCAUUCUCUGCUGCUGAAAUUAUGCCAAUUUGCUAACAUUUUGGAAGCUGGGAUUUUUGUUCAGUAAUGGUGGAGUUGGGGUUUCUCUUAAGCUUCCUCAAAUGGGUAGCCUUGUUUUGCUUCCUUCUCUUGUCCUCUCAAAUUGAUUGCACUCUAGCUGCAUCCUGUGAUCCCAGAGACUUGAGAGCGCUCAAUGAGUUCUCCAGCAGCUUCGAAGAUGGUUCGUCAUUCUUCACAUCUUGGCCUGAUAAUACUGAUUGCUGUGAUUGGAAUGGUGUUUCUUGUGGGCCUAAUGGCGGUAGAGUGACCAUGCUUAGUCUACCAAGCAAGGCCCUCCAAGGCCCGGUUCCAAGAGCUCUGGCUGGUUUGGAUCAGCUGAAAUCGCUCGAUCUCUCUUGUAAUCGUCUUCAAGGCGAGCUUCCAUUGGAGCUCUCCAGCUUGAAACAGUUGGAGGUUCUUGAUUUGAGCUAUAAUAUGUUAUCAGGACAGGUUUCUGAAGUUCUCUCUGGUCUGGUUUCCAUUCGGGCAUUCAACAUUUCCAGCAAUCGUUUUGAUGACAAUGAUCUGUUUGGUAUGAAGGAGCUUCCUGAACUUGUUGUGUUCAACAUAAGCAACAACUCAUUCAGUGGGCGGAUAAGUCCCAUGAUUUGCAGCUUAUCCAAUGUGAUUGAGGUUGUUGAUUUGUCGAUGAAUGAUCUCGUGGGAAGCCUUGAAACCUUGUCUAAUUGCAGCUCGUUGAUUCAGCAGCUGCAUUUGGACAACAACAUGAUAUCAGGCUCUCUUCCUCAGGCUUUGUUUGCAUUGCCUUCUUUGCAGCAACUAUCGAUCUCCAACAACAACUUCUCUGGUCAAUUAAGUGGCGAAAUGAGUAAGCUCGCCAACCUUACUACAUUUCUUGCUUAUGGGAACAGAUUUUCUGGCCAGAUUCCAGAUGUUUUCCAUAACUUGACGCAGUUGGAACAAUUUAAUGUUCAUUCGAAUUCAUUUUCUGGACCAUUGCCUUCAACUCUGUCAUUAUGCUCCAGUCUGCGAGUCCUCGACCUUAGAAACAACUCCAUGUCCGGUCCAAUUGAUCUCGACUUCUCCAGAAUGCCUCUGCUUACUACUCUUGAUCUGGCCACCAAUAGGUUCUCUGGCUCACUUCCAGAGUCUUUGUCUCAUUGCCAUGAAUUGAAGACCUUGAGCCUUGCUAAAAAUGUCUUGAAUGGAAGCAUACCAGAGAGUUAUGGCCAACUCUCGUCGAUCUCGUUCCUCUCAUUGUCGAACAACUCCAUUGUUGACUUGAAUCAGGCAUUAUCAGUGCUGCAGCAUUGUCAGAAUCUCACCACACUAAUCCUCACAAGGAAUUUCCAUGACGAGGAAAUCCCGGUGAAUGUGAGUGGGUUUGGUAGCUUGUCGGUCUUUGCACUUGGAAACUGUGCUCUCAAGGGCCAAAUCCCGUCAUGGUUGAUAAAUUGCAAGAAGUUACAGGUUCUUGACUUGUCAUGGAAUCAUCUGGAUGGCAACAUUCCCCCAUGGGUUGGCCAGAUGGAGAAACUGUUCUACUUAGACAUCUCCAAUAACUCUCUCUCAGGAGAAAUUCCAGAGACCCUGAUGGAGCUAAAGAGCCUCACUUCAGCAAGCACAAGUUCGAUCGGACUCUCACCUUCUGCUGGCAUUCCACUCUAUGUUAAGCGAAACCAGACUGGUAGUGGCUUGCAGUACAAGCAAGUAUCAAGCUUCCCUCCUUCAAUCUACUUGAGCUAUAAUAUGAUCAAUGGAACAAUCUCACCCAAGAUCGGUCAGUUGAAGCAACUCCAUGUCUUAGACCUGAGCAACAACAACAUAACAGGUGUCAUACCGAGCUCGAUCUCCGAUUUGCUCAAUUUGGAAGUGUUGGACUUGUGUUCAAAUGAUCUGUAUGGCUCAAUCCCACCUUCACUAGAGAGGCUCACAUUCCUCUCGAGAUUCAAUGUAGCUAAUAACCACUUGAAGGGACAAAUUCCAACUGGAGGGCAGUUCUCCAGCUUCUCAAACUCAAGCUUUGAAGGUAACUCGGGACUCUGUGGAGGAGUAGUCUCUCCUUGCAAGGAUAUAGAGACUGCCAUGACCCCCAGGAGACCAUCUGGCAGUUCAAGGACCAAAUCCAAUAUCCUUGGGAUCACCAUAGCUGUAGGAGUCGGGUUGUCAUUGAUACUUGCCUUUCUGGUUGUUAAGAUGUCGAGAAGAUCUGAUCCUAUCAACGAGGAAGAGACCGGAUCUCACGUGUCAUCAUCAGCAGCACUUAUGACAUCAUCAAAGUUGGUCCUUUUCCCGAGCGCUGAAUGCAGGGAUCUAACAGUUUCCGACUUGUUGAAAGCUACAAACAACUUCAGCCAAGCGGACAUUAUUGGCUGCGGAGGGUUUGGCCUUGUUUACAAGGCCAAUUUCCCUAAUGGGAAAAAAGCUGCAAUCAAGAAGCUUUCAGGAGACUGUGGCCAGAUAGAGCGGGAGUUCCAAGCAGAAGUAGAAGCACUCUCGAGAGCUCAACACCAAAACCUCGUCUCUCUCCAGGGAUACUGUCUGCAUGGCAAUGACAGGUUGUUGGUUUACUCUUACAUGGAGAAUGGAAGCUUGGACUAUUGGCUGCAUGAAUGUGUGGAUGAGUCCUCUGUUCUUCAAUGGGAUACCAGGCUGAAGAUAGCUAGAGGUGCAGCCAAAGGGUUAGCUUACCUUCAUAAAGUCUGUGAGCCCCAUAUUGUGCAUCGAGAUGUGAAGUCUAGUAACAUACUAUUAGACGACGACUUCGAGGCUCAUUUGGCUGAUUUUGGCCUCUCGAGGCUGCUAAGACCAUAUGAUACCCAUGUCACGACAGAUUUGGUUGGGACGUUGGGGUAUAUUCCACCUGAGUAUAGUCAAACGAUGACGGCCACUUGUAGGGGCGAUGUUUAUAGCUUCGGAGUUGUGUUGCUUGAGCUUUUGACAAGUAGAAGGCCCGUGGAGGUGUGCAAGGGGAAGAACUGUAGGGAUCUGGUGUCGUGGGUUUUCCAGAUGAAGUUUGAGAAGAGGGAGUCUGAGGUUAUUGCCUCUUCGAUCUGGGAUAAGAACAAGGAGAAAGAACUACUCGGGAUGCUUGAGAUUGCUUGUCGAUGCUUGGAUCGUGAUCCGAGACGGAGACCUUCCAUCGAUGAAGUCGUUUCCUGCCUUGAUGGGAUUGGAAUGUGACUGUGUUACCUGUAGUUCAAGUUGGAAACAAAUUCUUGACCAGGUGACUGCAUUUUUUGUUUGGUUUUUUAGUUCUUUUUCCUCAUAUAAACACAUAGUUAUAAGUUAUGUAUACUUACAUGUGUUGUGUCUUUCUUCAGUCUGCAAUAAAAACGUCAACAGAAAUGUACUAGUUCUUCUUUUGUAUAGAUCUCCUGUUAUUGCAUUGCUGUAUGAAUCCAUUUGAAAUGUUUCAAUAGCUAGAAGAGAGUUGAUAUGCUGUAAGAAAUGUGCUUGUAGUUCAGCUUCAGCAGUAAGAAAUACCAACCAGUUCAAGGAACUGUGAUGAUUUUUCUGUUUUGAUUUUCAUUUGGACUGAACUCCAACAAGGAAACAUGCAUUAUCCAACCAAAUUCUGGUGGAUGAUUCGUUCGACUUUUUUAGAGAGGUAUCAGUUAGCAGCAAUGCUAACAGAUCAUAUCCUUACAUCCCUACCUUCUUUAUCACUAUCCUUGGAGAGUAGAGAUACACUAAAUGACUUCUCUUUUCGCCUUACCUAUAUCGUGGGAAACUUUGUCGCAGAUUACUUGGCCAAACUAUCUCAUACACCCACUCACAAAGCGAAACAACAGACUUUUGGGGGGGUGCUAAGAUCCAAAGUCGAGAGCUAGACAACCCAGAUCGUACACUAAGGUCCCUAAGCACAAACUUAGUGGAAAAGGAAGUGACCGAGUUACGAUUUGGUUUUGAUUACGUCGCGAUAUACACCCUUAAUGUUUUCUUGCAGAUUAUGCUGAAGGUACUGGGAUACUGCUGUGCUGUGCAGCCAUUUCAGGAAAGAAAAGACAAUGGUGGUUUGUUAGGUAUCAUCAUAAUCAUAGGAUUCCAUGAUCUGGUGGCCUGCUCUGUUCCUGUGUUGGUGUAGGACUUUGCAUGUUUGGUGAUAAAAUGAAAUCAUCAUGUGUGUUUGUGGUGGUGGUGGUGGAGGAUCCCACAGAACAAUCAUUUUGGUUUGGUGUUCUUGUUGGGAAGGACCUUUUUUGGAGCAAUUGAGGUUAUUAGUUAUAGUUAUGACUUUCCCCUCCCUCUUGACUUAUGCCAUGAAACAAAGAGUGGAGAUUGGUCAGAGUCCCAUUUGUUUGAUGUUCAUGGCGACUUUCUUUAUCUUUUCCUCCACCAUCUUCUUCUUCUUCUUCUUCUUCUUCCCCAUGAACUGGCAAGAAUUUUGGCCAAGUGGAGGGGGAAAAUGGACUUUUUAGGAUUAAGAUCAUUGUUAAUAUUGUCCCACUAGUCCACUACACGAUCGAAACAUGGGGGAGAAAACAAAUGAGUAGUAGGAAAAAGUAAUUGGUGAGGUGAAGAAAUGAUAAUGAAGCUAGAAAAAAAAGUCAUGAGUGGAAUGUGACCUCUUUGAUUAUUCACCUCCCUCCCCCCAACAAACCAUUUAAUAGUUCAACGAGUUGGGUGAGGUGUUCUUCGAUUUGUUGUUGACUAUCGUUUCGAAUUCUAAAUUUUUUUUUUUUAGUUUAAAAUUAUUUAGUCUAUUGCAUUGGACGAUGAAAUUUCAUUGGGUUUUUUGUGUCAUGAAUAAUUACAAAUUGGGAUCCAUUUGAUGAUGGUUAAGAUUUAUCAAAUUCCAUUUUAUAGGUAAUUUCAUAUGUGAAUUUCCUUAUUAAUUAUAACAAAAUUUUCACGUCUAUCCCUUUUUCAUUUUCUUCUACAAAGCAAGGUUCAGGAAACCCUACCGUACCGUCCGGUUGGACAGGAAAUAUCGGAUACCGGACUCAAAAGGAUAGACGGUUUUAACAACAGGAAACGGUUCAAUCACGAUUAAACCACGAAAUACAUAUUUUUAUUCUUG
Molecule: messenger RNA, 6536 nt
Organism: Linum trigynum
Lineage: Eukaryota; Viridiplantae; Streptophyta; Magnoliopsida; Malpighiales; Linaceae
Source: the annotation of a GenBank genome assembly